UACCGACUACCGUAUAUCCGCCUUUGCAGAGGACCUCCGACCAUAUUUCGUCAUGGACACGUCCUACGACGUAAUCAUCGGUCAUUCUUUCGGGGGUGCAGUGGCAGUAUCUCUCUUGCCAUUCUUGCCUAAAAAGAAAGGAACCACCGUUAUACUCCUCGAUCCUGGCCUCGAGUUUACAGAGGAACAGAACAAGAUGAACUUAAAUCUAUUUCUAAAGGAAACGGCGAAUAUCAAGCCCGUCGACGUGCAUAUGGCUAAGAAUCCUGCUUGGUCACGCCGUGACUGCGUGUUAAGAACGCUGGGAUUCUCCAUGUGCGAUCGUACGACGGUCGAGGUUUUUCGGCAAAACAGCCCUUGGUCUUUUAAGGGCCUGCUCAAAAAUAUCCCCCCUCAUGUGGAGAUCACCGUGCUUGUGUCAGACCCAAAGUUCGGCCUUGGUAUUUGUAAGACCGAACACAUUCCUCGUGACGUGGAAAGAUUGAAUGUUAGAGCUCUUACCGGUAUCGGUCACUGGAUUCAAUACGAAUGUCCAGAUGUUAUCAUGGAUGCAAUUCCGCUACCAAGGGCAAACUUAUGAGGAAGAAAUUGUCUCUUGAGGUGUAUAUGGUUGUUGGCUACCUUUUGUAGAAUCCCUAUUCGCAUAACGUUGGGC
Suillus discolor is the source of this 655-nucleotide messenger RNA. RefSeq lists its product as uncharacterized. The transcript is spliced from 2 exons. Bases 53 to 580 code for a protein of 175 amino acids. NCBI's taxonomy places the organism in Eukaryota, Fungi, Basidiomycota, Agaricomycetes, Boletales, Suillaceae. The record is from RefSeq and is a predicted model, not a curated record.